UGAUGCAGAAGAUGGAGGAGGACCGUGACCAGAAGUGGAGACAUUUUUUUUGAGGAAGACGGUCACGUGACGGUCGGUUUUGAAAAAUGACACUUCUUCCCAGCCUCCCCGGGCCUUAAGGUCGCACCAGGACCGACCCGCGCGAUUGCGCCCGCGUGUUCUCUCUCGAUCGCCGCCCGUCGACGCCGCGCGCCAUGUGGUGGUUCGCGCAAGGUUGGUGCUUCCUGCCAGUUUUUUUGGUGGUGUGGUCCUCGAGCACUUUCAUCGUGUCCUACGUGGUCGCGCUGUUUCGACGCGACGUGGACGUGUUGUUCCCCUACAUCAGUGACACAGGAGCAAACCCCCCAGAGAGCUGCAUAUUCGGCAUGAUGACAUUUGUUUCUGCAUGCGCAGGCAUGGCCACAAUCUACAGCAGGUUCAAGUUUGUGGAGAAGCUGUGCGAGGAGACAAGGGCUGUGAAUCCACGGCUGAACAAGACAGCGCUGGCGCUGGGAAUGCUCUCCUGCUUGGGAAUGUGCGUGGUAGCCACAUUUCAGGAGACGGCGGUGACGACGGUUCACGACAUUGGCGCCUUGCUUUUCUUCCUCACGGGCGUCCUCUACAUCCUCCUGCAGUCGGCCAUUUCCUACCACGCCUUCCCGUACGGCUCGUCCUUGGCGGUGUGUCGGGCGCGGCUAGCUGUGGCCGUCCUUGCCUCGCUGGCUAUCUUCCCGACUGUCAUUUGUGCAUUUUUUGUCAAGCAAAAGGACCUGCACAGAGAUGCUCGGAGCAAGGACUAUCCGUUCCACGUGGCCAGCGCCGUGUGCGAGUGGAUCGUGGCCUUCAGCUUCGUCUGCUUCUUCCUCACCUACAUUGACGACUUUAAACUGUUUACCUUGCGGGUGAAGACCGAGAUGCUAUAAAGGAGAGCAAAGCACAUUUUCCCGGAGCAUUUCACACGCUGCUGCGCGGCCUCGCAUCCGUGGAGAAAUUUUUGCACUUUGUUCCACUCUUGCGACAUCAUGGGGGGAAAAAAAAAAGACAUUUUUUUAUGAGAGGCGGACGCA
This is a messenger RNA of Hippocampus zosterae (dwarf seahorse), 1046 nucleotides long. RefSeq names its product DNA-damage regulated autophagy modulator 1 (gene dram1). The record is from RefSeq and is a predicted model, not a curated record. The transcript has 7 exons. Gene Ontology annotation, biological process: regulation of autophagy. Lineage: Eukaryota; Metazoa; Chordata; Actinopteri; Syngnathiformes; Syngnathidae. Bases 195 to 902 code for a protein of 235 amino acids. Gene Ontology annotation, cellular component: lysosome.